This is a messenger RNA of Cokeromyces recurvatus, 490 nucleotides long. Its product is annotated as Sde2 N-terminal domain-containing protein. Bases 17 to 382 code for a protein of 121 amino acids. The transcript is spliced from 2 exons. Gene Ontology annotation, cellular component: nucleus. The record is from RefSeq and is a predicted model, not a curated record. NCBI's taxonomy places the organism in Eukaryota, Fungi, Mucoromycota, Mucoromycetes, Mucorales, Mucoraceae.
GGAAAAAAAAAAAAAAAUGACACAGGCUAUUAUAUCCUUAAUUUCAAAUAAACAGUCCAUCUGUUUACCUAUCAAUAACUAUAAUAAUACAACAACAGAACAAUUAAAGACAACAUUAGAAACUUUAACUUCUAUACCUGCAAAAGAUCAAGUAUUACGUACACUCAAUGGACAAUUCUUGCUGGAUCAUGAAUCCAUUGAUUGUAGCCAUGAAUUCUUGUUUAUUGAAAUGUCAGGCAGGUUACUGGGUGGUAAAGGUGGUUUCGGUUCCAUGUUACGUGCUCAAGGAGGACGAAUGAAUGCACAAAAGACAACUAAUUUUGAGGCUUGUAGAGAUUUACAGGGCAGACGAAUUCGUGCUGUUAAUGAAGCGAAAAAGUAAAGUCUAUUCAUUUACAUGAAUAUAUUCAUCUUUAACCUCUUUAUAAAUAUUACAAGAAGAAUUAGAAAAACUUCCAGAAAUAGAAGCAGAAAAAAGAGAAAAAUUGAA